Molecule: messenger RNA, 843 nt
Organism: Aegilops tauschii subsp. strangulata
Lineage: Eukaryota; Viridiplantae; Streptophyta; Magnoliopsida; Poales; Poaceae
Source: RefSeq, a predicted model, not a curated record
AUGAAGAAGUACAAAGACCACCUCGCCUUGCUGUAUAAGGCGCACGAGAAACUCAAGGAUGAACUCAAUGCGGUGCUGAACCACCCACUAAUGCCGUCAGAAUUUGAACGAGCAUGGAAGGACCUCAUUCAGAGAUACAACUUGCAAGACGAUGAAGUGAUGAAUUCGCUAUGGGAUGACAGGCACGAGUGGAUCUCGGCUUACUACAAGGAAAUUUUCUGUGCUCGGAUCACUUCCACACAGAGAAGCGAGAGCAUGAACCGCAUACUGAAGAAAAACUUUGUCAAAGAGAAGCAUGAUCUCCAUUUGUUUGCUCAGCAGGUGGACAAGUGCAUUCAGACCAAGAAGGCCGUCGAGCAUGCAAAGACAGUAGCAAAUGAGUCAAAGGUAGAAACAACAACCCAGUUUGGGUUUGAAGUUCAGUUAUCAAAAGUGUAUACAAGGGCAGUGUUUGCAGAUUUCAAAGAAACACUCUACCGUAGCACUGCAUUCAGAGCAGAACGGUGCCCUGAGAACCCGACAAAGUAUCUCGUACACCACUACAACAGAUCAUAUGCAUUUGACUGGGCAAGGCAUAAUUUCCAAGUGGUCGCCGAUGAACAAAAAGGUGUCUACGAAUGUAGGAGCAGGAAAGGAUGCAGUUCACAGCGCUGGAAAACGAAAGCCACCAUCAACAAGCAAGCGGGAAGCAAGGAAGGAUGCAGUUCACAGAACUCAAAAACAAAAGCCGCAAUCAACCAGCACGAGGGGAGCAAAGAAGGAUGCAGUUCACAGCACAGGGAAAUGAAAGCAGCCAUCAACCAGCACGCGGGGAGCAAAGAAGGAUACAACUCACAGCGCUGA